This is a messenger RNA of Corythoichthys intestinalis (scribbled pipefish), 24966 nucleotides long. It is a transcript of the gene rgs3a, whose product is annotated as regulator of G protein signaling 3a. Gene Ontology annotation, cellular component: plasma membrane; nucleus. The transcript has 12 exons. The record is from RefSeq and is a predicted model, not a curated record. NCBI's taxonomy places the organism in Eukaryota, Metazoa, Chordata, Actinopteri, Syngnathiformes, Syngnathidae. Bases 751 to 3429 code for a protein of 892 amino acids. Gene Ontology annotation, molecular function: protein binding.
GUAAGAAUCCUGAGAAUUUAAUCAGAAUUCUGACUUACAUGAAAGUCAGAAAUCUUGAUCGUAAUGAGGGAUUUUUUUGCAUUUUUUAUGGUGAAAUCAUUGGCCGCCUUUGAUGGCACUUCCCCCUCUCAGUCCGAAUGGGACCUCUAGCGCUGUCAAUAGCACUGAAAGAUGAACAGCAAAUGCAGACUUUAACUCAUUGUCUGCCAUUGACGUAGCUAAACAUCCAAAUAGUCACUCGGACUCACACAAUAGGUAUUAAAUACAGUCCUGUGUUUAAAACUUUAAAAGUGAGAAUCCUGCCAACUAUUUUUUCCUUCACUGGCCCUAAUCAUCUUCCGUACAUUCACACAGUCGUUACACAGACAUUUAUUACGACUGUGUGUGUAGUUGUCAGAGUGAUCCGCACCACCUAUGAGAAGCUCAUAGUGUGGACUCAGGAAGCAAACGGGCCUUAUCAGAGGCAGACAGUCAAACCGAUGUGGGCCAUGGAGGUUGGCGAGGUAUGCGAGGGUCCAUAUGUGAGUGUGUGUAUGUGUGUGUGUGUGUGUAUGGGGGGUUUUGGUGCUGCUGCUGGUGGUGGUGGGAGGAACUUCCUCCUAUUCUUCUGCUGUUGAAGAGUUCCCAUGAGCGCCCUUGCCAGCAGCGACACUGUAGCCGGAGCACCAGUCUCGACUCGGUGUCGCCGGUGUUUCAUGUGAGCGGACAAUCUGGAAGAAGAAGUACCUGAAGAAGAAGAAUGCAACCUCAAUGAUAUUUUUACCACCAAUUAUUAAAUGGAACAAAGUUCAGCACUCGCAUCUACGAACUUCCCAGGAAUUGGAUGUUUUCCACAACAACAGAAUUGACGCUGAGAUGAUCCACAACACGCUGAAGACCACUCAGGAGGAGGAGGAGACGCAAAGUCCUGUCCGCACACAAUCGGCCGCACAGAGGCGGCUUUGGAGGUAUUCGGGCUGCAAGGGGACCAGGAGGCCGGAAAGUCAGCGCCGCAGCGUGUGCGUGCUGUCGGCCGACUUGAACGGGACGGCGGGGGGGAGAGUAGGAGGAGGGGCAGUGAUGCACACCAUUCACGGGUUGUGUCACCUCUGCAUCGGAUGUAGGCUACCACAGGUGACCAUCCUUCGAGGAAAGGAUGGAUAUGGAUUCACCAUCUGCUCAGAUUCGCCCGUGAGGGUGCAGGCUGUUGACCCAGGAGGACCUGCGGACCAGGCGGGUCUGCAGCAGUUGGAUACGCUCCUGCAGCUCAAUGGUCAGCCUGUGGAGCAGUGGAAAUGUGCAGACUUGGCCCAUGCAAUUAGAAACAGCGCGAAUGAAAUCACAGUGGUGGUGUGGCGCACUGGCCCCUCAGCCAAACCAAACUUCGAGGGUCUCAUCCACCGACCUUCCUACAAGCCGUCCACCUCCAACUACGAGGCGCCCUCUCCACCGGCCCCUCGCCGCGUCCCGGACAUGGGCGCCGGUCGAACCCCGCCUGCUGUGCCGCCGCUCCCCGCGCACCACCGGGCCACUGCUGCUCGCCGGCUCCUUGUUAACGGUUCUGACGGUGUUGGCGGGGGCUUAGGAACGGGCACCCUGAGGUGGGGCGCCGGGGCCGGCUCGGCUGAGGAGCUGGACGGCAAGUCGCGGCACAUCCAGCAUCCUCACACCGCCACGCUGAAGGGAACAAGGGUGAAGGCGUCCAACGGGGACAACUACAUCAUCCUGGCCCCCUUCGACCCCGGAAGCCAGAUCUUGAGGCCAGUUUAUCAAGACAAUCAGGGAACAUUAGCCAGCAGGUUGUAUCCCACGCGGCAGGCCUCUGCGGCACCUAACCAGUCCGCCAGUACCGGUGUUGGAGUGGGAACCUUUUUGCCCGGGUCAAGUGGAGGCGGUCCUUUCUCCAGUCGCACCGGUUUCCUUCGCCGCUCCAACAACGCCAAGACGUCAAAAAUCGCCUCCGCUGGUAGUGGCGUGCCCAACUACCAGCAGCACAGUGCUAACAUUGCCAACUACCAGAACUGCACCAUCGUACGCUCUCACGUCCCUCAUGGUAAUUACGGAUACGUCUCCGUUGCACCCAAGAUACUCAUCUUCCCCAUCUUUGUUCAGCCUCUGGACCUGUGCAGCCGAGCUCUCAUCAUAACAGAGGAGAUGAUAUUGCAUGAGAGCAAGCAUCACUCCCUCAAGGUUACCGUGUUCGUCUACACAGACCUAAUGUUGGUGACGAGAGAAGACGAACCUGGCAAGUGUAAUGUCCUCCAGAGCCCUUUGUACCUGAGACACCUGCGACUACAGGAUGAUUACGUCGAAGAACUCAGAUUCUACCUUAUUCACAUGACCGAGAAGUGCGACUGCCUGCUCAGCCUGGAAGCGUUCUCGUCCGAGCAGAAGCAUCGCGUGUGCCAGUGCCUCAAAGACAACAUCGACAAGCAGCUCCACCUUCAAAGGAGGGAGCCCGCCGUUCAGCAUUUUGACCAGAUGUUGGAGCCAAAGGUGGACGUACCCUCUUGUGAGUUGGGGGGAGUCACGGGCGAUCGUGGGGGCGUCUGCCUCCACCUUCCGCCCCGUAAUUCGGAGGGAGAAGAAAGCAGCCUUUAUCCGUCCAGCCCCUCUGAACCCUUGACCCUAAGCAGCCCUCACCCCUCAGAGCCUUUGAGCCCACUCAAUGAGGUCUACCUGCCCCUUGGUAGUCUGGGCGGGUCGGAGGAGCGCCACAAGGUGCCCCCCACGCCUCCGCCUUCCACCGAGGGUGAGGACUGGAAGAGCGUGGAGGGGCACGAGAUGGAGAUCUGGAGAGAAGUGGACCGUAGAGAAGAAGAGUAUGAAGAAGAGGAGGCUGUGAGCAGGAAAAGUGAGUUGGAGGCAGACGUAGAACAAGAGGGAGAGGAAGUUCACCUCCACCUGCUGGUGUCAAACACCGACGAAGACAAUGCCUCGGAGCAGCUGGACACCAACGCGCCUCCUUCCUCCUCUUCGUCCUCCUUCGUCAUCCCCGAGCUACGCCUGGACCGCUCCUUCAGCGCCGACGCACUCUCCUCGCCCAACACCGACGAAGAAGAAUACGACGAGGAGGAGGAGGAGGACGACGACGAUGAUGAGGAUUCUGAGGAAGACGACAGCGACGAUGCCUACCUGCAACGUGUUGACAGCAAACGGCGCUCUAUGGUGGAGGGCGCCACCUGCGAGAAGCACGGCGGCGGAGGUCUCAGCGUGCAGAACUCGCUGCGAAGGCGCACCCACAGCGAGGGUAGCCUACUGCAGGACCCUCGCACGCCAUGCUUUACCUCUGACAACGCCAUCAACUGUUUGGAGGUGGGCGGAGCGCACCACAAGGGCGGCUGGACGCUGCCCUCGCCCAAGACGCUGAAGAAAGAGCUGACCAAGAACGGAGGAUCCAUGCAUCAGCUGUACAUGCUCUUCUCUGGGAGGAAGGUCGUCAAACAAUGAGCAGAGUGAGUGAUGAUGAGACCAAUCAGACCAGACUUGCUAGGGAGAGUCACACCAGUGAUGACUCAUGGAUCUUCGAGUACAAACCGGAGACCAAUCGCCCGAGCCUUCAGUUGAAGAGUCCGACGGCUCCAAAAACAAAGAAAGCAAGACAUGGUACUCCAGAGUCAAGUUACAUUGAUGGUAUUCAUCAAUGUCAGGGCCAUCGUUCUUGUCACGUGGUCUGAAGAUCAACUGUCUACAAAGAAAUUCGGACGUUUCCUUCAGAGACUAGUUUCAGCAGGACAACUUGUGGCAGUUUCACCAAGUCUGCUAUGCCUUCGCACAGUGCCCUGAGCAACGUUCCUUCUCACCGUGCCUGGCUUCAGAAGAUCCUGCAGGAAUCAUUCCAAUAGAUGGCCGGGAAUUUUCGUUAGCCUCCUCAAAGGGAAAACUUGCAGUUUGGAUUAGAAAUCUAUCUUUUGUGACACCAGUCCUUGAAUUUUUCUCACCUCAUGCUGACAUAGGACCCUUCACAUUUUAAGCUUUCAAGUACAGUCAUAAACUCAUUCUAUCGUUAACUCACUGGCUGCCAUUGACGGUAGUAGAUGCCCAAUCCAGUAAUAAACAACAGUGGUAUGAAAAAGUAUCUGAACCUUUUGGAAUUUCUCACAUUUCUGCACAAAAUGACCAUCAAAUGUGAUCUGAUCUUUGUCAAAAUCACACAGAUGAAAAAAACAGACAAACAUUUAUAGGUUUUCAUAUUUGAAUGAGGAUAGCAUGCAAACAAUGACAGAAGGAGGAAAAAAAGGUAAGUGAACCCUAUGCCUAAGGAGACUUAAAGAGAAAUUGGAACACAAACAACUUAACAAUUUAAAGUCAGGUGUGAGCCCAAUCACUGAUGAGUGGUUAAAAGCUGCCCUGUCCAGUAUAAAACAAAGUAAGAAUUGGUAAGAAUUGUCUUGAUGAGAAGCAUUGUCUGAUGUGCAUCAUGACUCGGUCAAAAGAGCUGUCUGAGGACCUGCGAUCAAGGAUUGUUGAUUUGUAUAAAGCUGGGAAAGGAUACAAAACCAUCUAUCUCUAAAAGUCUUGAUGUUCAUCAAUGGACAGUCAAAGACGUUAUCUACAAAUUGAGAGAGUUCGCACUGUUGCUUCACUUCCAAAGAGUGGCCGUCAACCAAAGAAAAUGUCAAGCGUUCAGCGCAGAAUAAUCAGAAAGGUAAAAAAGAACCGUUGAGUGUCUGCUAAAGACUUACAGAAAUCACUGGCACAGUCCAAUAUGUCUGGCCAAGAAUGGUGUCCACGGAGGAAGCCGCUGCUGUCUAAAAAAAAAACAAAAAAACAUUGUUGCUCGUUUAAUGUUCGCAAAAAGGCACUUGGACCUUCCACAAAAGUUUUGGCUAAAUAUUUUGUGGACUGAUGAUAUCAAAGUUGAAUUGUUUGGGAGUAACACACAACGUCAUGUGUGGAGAAAAAAAUGGAACAUCUCACCAACAUUAACACCUCAUCCCCACCGUGAUGCAUAGUGGAGGAAGCAUUGUGAUUUGGGGCUGUUUUGCUGCCUCGGGGCCUAGACAACUUGCAAUCAUUAAUGGAAGAAUGAAUUCAAAAGUUCAUCAGGAUGUUUUACAGGAAAACCUGAGGCUGUCUGUCACAGUUGAAGCUAAAAAGAGGAUGGAUGCUGCAACAAGAAACACAGAGGUAAAUCAACUUCAGAAUGGUUUUAGAAGAACUAAAGACGGAUCUGCAGCUCCAGGAAGCGUCUAGUUGAAGUUAUUGCUGCCAAAGGGGGAGCCACAAAAUAUUAAAUGUGAUAGUUCACUUACUUAUUUUCCCCCUUCUGUCAUUGUUUCCAUACUAUCCUAUAAAUGUUUGGGUGGUUUUAGUUAAAGCACUGUUUUUUCAUCUUUGUGAUUUUGACAACUCAAAGAGUUAAUAUAAGUAGUUAAGCACAGUUUUUAGGUACAAAGAAUAUGUAAUGUUAAAUGCACUUGAAAUUAAGGAAUAAAACCUGCAGUUUGUAGUGAAAACUUAAUACUUAUUGAGUUCCACUUUUUUUUCUUUAAAUGAUUCUUAUGACAACGUCAUAAGACCUGUCAUGAGUAUGAAUGAAUGCAGUAAAUUAUGUCAAUUUUCACAUUUGACAUUGUUUUAACUGUAUUUGAGUUAGGAUAAGGACACUUAAUGACAUCUGUAUUAAGUAUUCAUUCAUGUUUGUGAUUACGACAGUGUUAUGACACUGUUUUAAGAAGCAUUAAACUAAAGUGUCACUCUAAAAUUGCUAUAUGACAAUGUUUGCUACGAUGGUGGUACGUAGAGAUCUACUGUAUAUCUUGUUUUUAGGUAGUAUUCUUUCUGAAUAAUUUGAGAUUCACUGACAUAACGCAUACAAGUAGUGUGUACACACAUAACUAAACAAACAUGCUUACACACAUGUAACUAAACAUAAACAGUACAUUGUAGUUGUAGCAAAGGAUUGUGGAUGUAAUGUACUUCCUGAGCUCUUUCCAUCUGCUGAACUAAGCAUAUGAGCAUGACCUUCUGCUCACCCUAAUUUUCAGUCAAAGUUUUGCUCCGUAAAUUCAGGCAAGGCUGCGUGACUACAUCCUUGUGCUCCUGCAAUCACAGGGAUGCGUCAUUGACAUAAUGCCUUCCAGAGCCAUAUGUAGCUGAAGCACAAGUGCACAGACAAGUCAUGAACUUAGUUUAACCUUUAAUGUAUAUCAAAAUCCCACUGGGCAUAACCCAUACGACCACACAUACACUCUGGAGUACACAUUGAACCCUCGUUUACUACAACAAUGUUGAAAAUGUCAAAGAGGUAAUCAUUUUCCCAGCAUUUUCGUUUCAUCUGUCAUCACUGAUGCUGUGUAUUUGCUCCAGUUGGCCUUCUCUGUAUUCUAUAAAAAGAGUGACAUCAAGUGGUAAAAGGCUGCAAGUGCACGUUAGAUGUUAAAUACACCCCACACUAGAAAACAUGAUGACAUCAUUAAAUUUACUUAUGUAAUACUUUCAUGAAUCUUUUAUAGACAUUUAACAAUUAAAAAAGGCACUUUAAAUCAUAAUCUGGGCUCAGUUGUUUAUAGAUAAGUUUUUUUUCAUCCAUACUUACUCAUGACUUUGGUUCCAACAUGACAGGGUUGCUGCAACUCAUUUGGGUGCCCUAAUUUGAAAAGUCCCAAAUAAUUCAGAAGUCUUUUAACCAUGUUUUUAUUAAUGACCACUGAACAAAAUACACCACUGGGCGGCACAGUGGAAGAGUGGUAAGAACGUCCACCUCACAGUUCUGAGAGCAAGGGUUCAAUCCUGUGCUCUGAUAUUCUAGUGUGUAUUUGCAUGUUCUCCCCGUGCCUGCAUGGGUUUUAUCCGGGGUCUCCGUUUUCCUCCCACAUCCCAAAAACAUGCAUCACAGGCUGAUUGACCUUUUCAAAUUGACCCUAGGUAUGAGUGAGUACAUGACUGGUUGUGCCCUACGAUUGGCUGGCAACCAAUAAAGGGUGUACACCGCCUGAUGUCCAUUAGCUGGGAUAGGCUCCAGCACCCCCACGUCCCUCGUUAGGAUAAGCGACUUGGAAAAUGAAUGGAUGGAUGAAUGAAUGUAAUUUAAUCCCUCUGUUUUGAAUUUAAAUUACUUGAUUAGUUAUGAUUGAAUGUUCAUUCGCUGCCACUUCAAAUGGAUUGGAUGUCUCUCGCCAUCAAUUGUAGCCAAUGAGUUAAUUCACCACAAUAAGGACGGGACUCCCUUCAGCCUGCAUUGUGCAAAGGUUAGCUUAGCAUAGAUAGCGCAUCACCCUGUUGAGGACACUCAAAAUCUUUUAGAGUUCUCAAGGGCUGGGUCUGGUUCUGCUCUCGCAGCUGGGCUGUCAGCACAUUCGACAACCUUAAAUGGCAUGGAGAUUGUACAUAUGUGAUUGUGCGCGGUUCCUCCCACAAGGCCUGACACGAUUGGUCCUGGCCCCGUGAGGCCAGCUGGACCACCCCAUUGGCGUCAUGGGGACAGCUCCUUCGAGGAGUAAGUUUCCACUAUUUAAUGUCAUCUGUAAGACUUGCACACAUACAUCCUGUGACAGAUAGUAAAUGCGUGUGUACUGUAUUUAUUAGUACGCAUGGCAACCUGCAGUUUGUUCAUCCAUGGUGCUGUGAGAUGCUUUUACUUGGCCUUUAGGAAGAAGAACAAUCCUUAGAACAAAUAUAUUGUGUUUGUACCUGUUGUACAUAUGUACAUUUGGUCUAACAAUUUUUUCAUGACUGUGGUUGUAGUCUUAAUGGUAGGAUUAUUCUUGACGGAAAUGUGGCACUCAAAAUAUUAACACAAAAGAAGUACCGUAAUUUUCGCACUAUAAGGCGCAUCUGACUAUAAGCCGCCACCCACCAUAUUUGACACGAAAACGACAUUUGUUCAUAGAUAAGCCUCACUGGACUAAAGGCCCCAGCUGUCCUCACUGUAUUAUAGGAUAUUUACACCAAAAGAUAUUAAGACUUUAUUUGACAGCGGAAUCAUACGACUUUGAACCAAUUGGCCGCAAAGCUUCAUUGGUUGAAGAAGCUUCAUUUGGCCAAUACUGCUCCCUUGGGGGAGACAGUCAAUCUCUGCUGCCACCUGCUGUCAACACUGCUGUUGUCCAACAUGCCUCCUAGCAUGCACUGCUGCACUACAGAUGUAAAUAACAAUGAAAAUUCUUGUUCUAUGCUAAUUAUUUCUUCAGUUACUGUUCAAGUUGUUUCAUUAAUUGCUAGAUAUUGUAUUUUGCAACACUUUAUUUGACAGUGGUGCCAUAAGACUGUCAUUAGACAAUCAUAAUUAAGACAUGACACUGUCAUGAGCGUUAAUGAAUGCUUAUAACAGGUCAUUGAGUGUUAUCCGGCAAAUGAUCUCACUUUUGAAUGGAUGUAAAAGAUCUGAGCUGGACAUAAAUGGAGUUAGUUACAUAAUUUGCCGGAUGACACUUAAUGACAUCUGUCAUAAGCAUUCAGUAAUGCCCAUGAUAGUGUCAUGUCAUAACUAUAACGGUCCUAUGACGCCGCUGUAAGUGUUACCUCUUAACCCAAAUAAAUCUACAAAUAAACUGCACUGGACUAUAAGCCACAGGAUUCAAAAUGAAGGGAAAAAAUCGCGGCUUACAGUUCGAAAAUUACGCUAAUAAACUAGUAAUAACACUGAUCGACAAUUUUUUUUCAUUUUCUGUUGCAUGAUGUAUUUUUUUAACGUGUUUGUCUUUUUGUAAUGACUAACUCGCACAUAAAGUCCUGUGCUUAAACAACAUUUUUUUUCUUCCCUUUAAUGAAUAUGCUGUAAGUUUAGGUUGGACACAUCUUCAUGCAGCUUGUAAACAUUUUGUUUAUGUGCUGUAAAACGAUUGUUUGAAAUGCAUGUAAAUACUUGUCAGAUGUGCUGUGCAAACUGUCACAGUGUUUUUGCCGCCAAGGUCGUUAAGGGCGGCUUACAUUCCCUACCGUUGUGUCAAGGGUCCACGCGUGUGGGUGGAAGAAAAGUGGGCAUCCUGUAAGUUACGUUUGCUAAGUUAGGUACAGCGUGGGCAUGACACAGAAUGAGUGUUUGUUGAGUAACACAUUUAACUCAUUCACUCUAAAAAAAAAUCCACUGGCUCUACUUUAAAAAAUUGUUGUAACAAUUUGCAUUUAAUUUUUUAAGUAAAUUCAACUAAGCAAUGAUUAAGUACUUCCCUUAUAAAUUUUCUAACUGGACUAACUCAAUUAGUAUAGUUGAACCAUCAUUAUUUAUUGUCCUCCACAAGCUUUAUUGUGAUAGAACCAACUCAAUUUUUAUAGCAUUAAUAAGAAAUAAAACUACUUCAUUUAGGUUGCUAUAACUCCUUCAUUUUAAUUUCUCAACUCAAAAGUUGAUGCAAAAUGGUACUUAAAUUUAUUGAGUAAGAGCAACUCAUUCAUUUUCCAUGCUGCUUUUUCAUCACGAGGGUCGCGGAGGUGCUUGGAGACUAUCUCAGCUAACUAUGGGCAGUAGGCAGGGGACACCCUGAGCUGGUUGCCAGCCAAUCGCAGGGCACAAGGAGACAUACAACCAUUCAGGCCCACUCAUACCUACAGACAAUUUAGAGUGCUCAAUCAGCCUACCAUGCAUGUUUUUGGAAACCGACGCAGGCACGGGGAGAACAUGCAAACUCCACACAGGAAGGCCGAAGCCUGGGAUUGAACCCUUGAUCUCAGAACUGUGAGGCGGACGGGCUAACCACUCAGCCACCGUGCCGCCUAAGAGUAACUUGUUUUUCUAAAAUAAAUUGGACAUGGCAACUCCAGUUUUAUUUGGAAAAAUAUAUAUAUUUCAAAACUCAAAAGAAUGGACAAAAUGAAAGUGCAGAGCAAAACCAAUAUAAACAUCCUACACAUUGUCAACAGUUCACUUCAGGUGCAGGUAUAAACGAAAAGUGUACUUCCAGUACUUUGAUACACAGAUAUGGCACAACAACACACAGUGCAAAACAAGUGUACAACAAAAUGUUUGCAAAUGUACAAACAAUAUAGGGUGAUUGAAAAGUAACUCCUGUUUUAAGAUAAUUUAUUUAAAUGUUGUAAACAUUUUUGUAAUUUUUUGAGGAUGCUGCUUGAUGUAUGGUAAUGAAAUCUGUUUUCAUUUUCUUUCUGACUGCAAAUAUUGUAAGGCAGAAAAUGGCCAAUUCUUUUCCCGUGGUAAUAUGCACAUGUGAUGGGAAUUUAGGAAGUUGCACCAACUUAAUAAUGGAAUAGAAAUUAAAUUUCACUCACUUAAUCUUUCCCUUUGUUACGUGAAAGCAGAAAAGCUUAUUCCAAAACAAUAUACUUUUAAGUUAAUACGUCUUUCUUAAUAUUUAAUUUAGAUUAACUCCAUAAAAGAAGUUAUCAACUUAAUAAAACAAUGAAUAGUAAAAAAAAAAGUCAUUUUUAUGUUGAAAUAGCUCAUGUUUUCAAGUCAUACCAACUAGCCUCAUGAAUCAUUUUUUAGAGUGUUGGCUGCCAUUGAUGGCGAAAGACGUAUAAUCCAAAUUCAAUUGCUGUUGUUGGUUUUUUUUUCUGCCAAAAAGGAAAUUUAGUAACCAGCUAUUCAACAGACCAUUCAACAACCAUGAAACAGAGUUUGUUUUUUUGUGGAGGUAUUACUUCGUAUAUGGGGGCUGACCAUACAAAUAUAGGGAGGGAAAAAGAUUAUUUUUAAGACAGAAGUUUUGUGCUUUUUUUACAUUACUUGUAUACACUAAUGAACAGUUUUUUAAAACUAGUUUUAAGCUCUUUUGAUUUGUAAUUUGUAGUUGUUUUGCACUCCUCAGUCACCGUAAAGAAUAAAUAUUAAAAUGCUACAAACAAAAAUUAUUAUAUUAUUGACAAUAUGUGACUUCAAAUAACAGUCAGAGUCAUUCAUUUACUCAAAUGGAGACAUUUGCACAUUAGUUUUUCCACACACGUCAGGUCCACAACUUCAAACUCAAUGGUAGCCACAGUUUCCCAAAGCUGCAUUAAAGCUACCUACUCCUAUGUGCCAAGUGCUUAUGGAAACUAUUUUGUCCCCUCAAACAAAAUUAGCAUUGAACCAAAUGUACAUUUGGGGUUGAGCAGUGCCUUCUCUACUCUUUGAAGACAAAUGUGUUGUUCCAACACACAGUAUGCGCCCCGCAGUUAACCUCUGCACGUCACGUGGCUACACGUGAGCGGAGCUAAAAAUAGACAUUUGCUUCCAUUUAAUUGAAAGUUUAUGGAAACACUUGAUUUAUCAUCUGGUGGUUAGUGUAAUUGUUGUUUGGUCUGGAUGGGAAUUAAAAAAAAAAAAAAAAAAGAGUCAGUAUUCUGUAUUUGUCUGUAACUGAAUGUUCCCUGGACAGUCAAUUGAUCAUUUGAAUUACAAGAGUCACCCGUUGUUUAUGUUCAAGACCAGCAUGGGACAAAAGUUCAAAUCGAUGUGGGACAGCACAAAAAUACUGAAUGUGAAUAGGUAAAUAUUUAGGCACAUGAACAAACUUACGGAUAGUCAACACGAUGUCCCGUGAGCUGUCUAUUGGCAAAACUGGAACAAACUCGAUUGCAGUACUUUGCCAUGUAUGGUGUUGAAUCUCAAAGCUUGCUCUAAAUUGAAACACCAACUGUCAUUUUUAAUAAACAUCUCAAGUGUGCUCUCACUCUGAUGUUAGAACCUUCCUGGAAGCUGAAAUUGGACGAGUACAUUUAUUUAAAUGUAUUUACACUUGCCAUUAUUUUUGGUAGAGAUGUUCUCGAUCCGAUCACGUGAUCGGAAAUUGGGCCGAUAGGGCCAUUUUUCAGAGGACUGGAAUCAAGUGAAAAAGAUUGGGUCGUUAAUUAAAAAAUAUAUAUAUAUAUAUAUAUAAGUGUAACGGGUACACAGAAAGUGUAUCCGUUGUAGCACGUGGAAACCUCCCCGCCGAUAUGUAUAUAUGAAUAUCCAUUAUAAAAAAUAAUUAAUAAAUAUAGAAAUGAUAAAAAUAGACUAGAAUUUACAAUUUCUGAAGAAAUUACGAUGGCGCCUGCUGUAGUAGAUACAAAUCUAUUAGAGCUCUUCCUGUUGAUUUGAAGAGAUUUCGCGGACACUUCCUGUUGAUAUUUUGACGUACAUGGCCAUCAAUGGCAUCGACAUGCUUGGGCGCCAAUUGAAUGUCAUUGGGCUGUAAUAGUAAGUGUAUGGGCGAAAAUCAAAACUACUCAUUUUUCUGCCAUUGAAAAUGAAUGGGAAAUUUAGACGUACAUGGCCGUCAAUGUCAUGAAUGUGCAUGGCCGUCAAUGUCAUGGAUGUGCAUGGCUGUCAAUGGUAUCGAUUUACUUAGGCACUAGUUGAAUGCUAAUGGGCUGUAAUGGUAGGUUUUUGGUCAAAAACCACAACCACACUGUUUUUUCUGCCAUUGAAAAUGAAUGGGGAAUUUGGACGGACAUGGCUGUCAAUGGCACUGACUUACAUGGGCCCCAGUUGAAUGUCAAUGGGCUGUAAUGGGAAGCGGUCAAAAAUCACAACCACCUAUGUUUUCCUGCCAUUGAAAAAGAUGGGAAAUGUUUGACAUUAGAAAUGAAUGGAACGAUGUACAUGCCUGUCAAUGGCAUCCCCAUUAGAAAUGAAUGGACAAGUUUUGGCAAAUUUUGAGGGAACAGUAAGUUUUUGGCAAAUUCUGUAUACAACUUUUAAGCCUCUUAGCGUCCUGAAAUUUUUGAAAGUUUCAUACUCUGCAACACUCUCGGAAAAAGUGGAAGAGGAAGUACUGAAAACAGUACAUUACUGUAAAAUGUUUGGAACUUUUGUUUAAAAAAAAAAUCAACCCCCCAACAAACCCAAGCUUUUUUUGUAUCGGAUUGGGACUUAGUAUCAGCAUUCUCGACAUUAGGUGACUCUGACUCGGGUGCAAAAAUAUGCGAUCGUGACAUUCCUAAUUUUUGGUGUUGUGAACUAUUUCCGUGCCACUGAAAUGUGGCAUCAAAAUCAUCCUUUUGCGGCAAAUUGAAAUGAGUUUUUCACCAGUAGAUGUCCAAUCCAAACGUGCUGAGGGUUUGGCAGCGAAUGAACAUUUUUACUGUAUAUUAGGGAUGGAUAUCUCAGCGUUAGCUCACAAUAACUAAAUAGUUCAUUGUCUCAUGACUUAAUAUAGCUUAAUAUCACUUUAAUAUGACAAUACAUUCAACAUAAAAGUAUGCCGAUUACUUUUUACUUUUUAGUUCAUUACUAUACAGAAUGCAAUUAAUCGUUAAUAAUCUCCCAGUUAAUAUAUUUUUACCUGUGCAUUAACUCAUUGUCCCAUGACAAUACAGUAAGUGUGUCAAACACUUAUGAAUUCAUGAUAAUCCAAAAUGUGAUUAAUCGCUAUUAAACUCACAGAUAAUUAUUUUCAUUGUCUCCCAUUAACGGCAAUAGACUUGUGGGCCGUUUGAAAAGUGGAGAAUUUGUUCAUUGAAAUUGAAAAAAGCCACAUGAUCGGACAUCUCUCAGAGUUAAAGUGCCUGUGACACAAAAUAAAAUCUUAAAUAGCAUUAUUAUUUGAAUUAAAAUCAUAUUUUGAGAUGAAAAGACUAUAUACAACAAUUUGGCAAAGCGCAGAUGACGAGAAAUGAGUCUUUUAAUCUGCCGUUUAGCCCCGCCUUUCAUUACAGCGCUCUAGCGCCUCCAUCUGGGUGAUGACAUCGGAAGAGUAACCAUUUCAGCUGAUUUAGAAUUCAGCCCAUUGCGGGGGAAGAUUCAGAACGAGGAAAAUGCAACAGAGAGCAGCAAAAUGUCGUUGUUGUAAUCUGUCUACUCCAAUAUUUUUAACAGGAUAUUCUUUUUUAUCCAGGUAUUUCUCCCCAAUUGCUAAAUAAACGGUAUGGUCAUGACAAAUAAUAAUCUUGUACUAAAUGGAAAUUGAAAUAUUAAAAAUGCAUUUAUUCAGUACGACAGGGCUAAAGUGCUGCAAAAUGGUCAAAACUGCCGACUUCUUAAACCUUCCGAGCAGUAUUUUAUGCCAAUGGAUUUAGUCCGGCUUUUGUCAUUUCCCUGCCCCGGCUUCAGAGAGGGAGGAAAAAGUGUAAACAAAACAGAAGAAGUGAGUGCUAGGCGACAUGCAAACCCGAACCAAGUGGCUUUUCGAAGUCUUUUCCUUGCCUUUCGAACACGAAAAUUCACACAAAACUACCCUGACUCAUGUCACACACAGUGGCAGGGUUGAUUGUCUUCACUGAUAGGCCAGCCUCCAGCGGCGAGCAAGUUUCGGCUCGUCGUUCUGCUGCGGCCCCGGCAGGCAGGCGGUGCUCGUCACCGGGGACGCUGUGGGGAAUGAAUGCCAAAAAUGGCGCAUUCUCAGUGGACAAACCAGCUGACGUCGGAGCGCGUGGCUGCCCGAGCCCAAGCCGAGUUUAGAGCUUUCUAGGCGGGCAUGUGAAGAGGGCUGUGGGGGGGGGUCGAAGUCUUGACGCUAUCGAAAACCAGAGACGAGAGCGGGGGGCUCCCCGGGGCUGCUCGAGCACAGGCACUCAUCGGCCGGCAACCAUGGUGUGCGACAAGCCGCCGGUCGUCGGCCAAGUGGCCUUCUCGGUGGACAGAGAAUAUGGUCACCCACAAAAUGCAAGCCACCUCCUUAUUAAAACGCUUUCCAUGAUCGCAGUAUUCGACAUAACAUAAAACAUGUAUCUCACUCACUUAGCCAUCCGUCCAACGGUCUAUUGAUUGUCGGACUUCACGUGAACAGGAUCUUUUGGAAAUCCAAAAAGCCUCACACCACUCUCCCUGGUGCAGCAACAAAAGCCUACAGCACAUUGGGCUGGCGUGACGCAAAAAAUAAACGAAUUAAUCUGCGAAAUCGGCAGAAUCCGCGGUCCUUCUGCAUACGAUAGUAAUGGCUGUAUUGUGACGAUGAUUAGUCCACUGACGUUACAUUCGCCUUCUUCCUCAAUAAAAUUGAAUAAAUAUAUCAAUCGCUUCCACACACAUCUAACUUCCAAGUGGUCCAUUUCAUUCAGGAGCAUAAAAUAGUGCGUGUAGUAUGAAAUAACCAUUUUUUUGAGUCACAGGCACUUCAAGUAAAACAGUCCAAAUGGAUUGGACGUCUAGCGCUGUCAGUCAAUGAGUGCCCUAUAAUAUGUUAAUGCUUUACAUCUGAUCCCGUUUCGCUUUCCCGGAAUAGUACUGGAUCAUCUAAGAUUCCAGAGCCUUGUUUGUGCUGAGUGUUGAGAUUAUGCUAAAGCAUACUUAAUCCCUUUGCUCUGUGCCUCUGAUUUGUAAUUAUGCUCAAAUAUAUGAUGACACAAUCCGUUUACAUUGGAUUUACUGUCGGGGUUAUGAUCCAUGCAUUCUAUGGCACUUAUGUAUUAUUAAGACAAUAAUUAGUUAAAUUCGGGUCAGGGCAAGUUCAAACUGACAGAACUGGUGGAUUUAAAAUAUUCCCGCAAAGGUCAAGCACCUUUAUUUUACGGGAUGGCAUCAGUCAGUUCCGGGACUGGAGUGGGUAACCUGAUCAUUUGUUUAAGGAGCUCGGAGAAGUGACGCACAAGCGUUUUACAUCCUGUGACACGCAGGAAGCAGCCAUCUCCUGAGCGUGUCGGAAUAACAGUAGACACUCACGUACUGUACGGUGGACACACACACACACACACACACAUACUGUCCGCAAAUUUGCAGACAAUGCACCUUUUGUUCGUGUGUUCAUUAUGUGGCUUGGUGAUGGAAUGAGUCAGUAUCCUGUUAAUGGGUCGCUCAGAUAUUAAAUCAUUGGAUGAAAAUUGACAGUAAUAGAUGUCCAAUUUGAACUCGGAGGGCUGGGAAGUUCGUAUAUUCGCUGCCCACUGCCACCCUCCCAGUUCAAAUGAAUUGGACAUCUAAAAGUGAAUAAGUACUUUAACUGCAAAAAAAACAAAAUGGGAAAAAAAUAAUACGAAAAAUGGAAAAAGUGAAAAAUAGAAGUACUGCAGAAGAGUUGGAGAAAAAAAAGUAAAUAAUAUACAGUCAUCCCUUGUUUUUCGCGGUUAAUGGGGACCAGAACAUAUUUUUUUCACUUUUUUCCCCAAAGUAUAAAAAAAAUAUAUAUAUAAUAUACUGGUCCCUCUAAAAAAAAAUUAGCAUAUUGUGAUAAAGUUCAUUAUUUUUUGUAAUGUGCUGUUAAACAUUAGACUUUCAUAUAUUUUAGAUUCAUUACACACAACUGAAGUAUUGUGAAGAUAUUGUGAAGAGAAAGUUGAGAGACACUAGAACCAACACUGUGGACGAUCUUAAGGCCGCUAUCCAAGCAUCCUGGGCCUCCAUAACACCUCAGCAGUGCCACAGUCUGAUUGCCUCCAUGCCACGCCUCAUUGAAGCAGUCAUUUCUGCAAAAGGAUUCCCGACGAAGUAUUGAGUGCAUAGCUGAUAUAAUUAAUUAAAGGUUGACUUUUUUUGUAUCAAAAAAACACUUUUUUGGUAUUGGUUGAAUUAAAUAUGCAACUUUUUUGAGAUUACGGUUUUGAGUAAUCAACCAGGCUGGGAGUUUUUAAAAGCCUCAGGAAUCUUUCACAGGGGUUUUGAGUCAAUUCGUUGAUUCAGAUGAUGAGGUUAGUAGCUUCUUUAGACUACCUUUUCAUGAUAUGCUAUUUUUUUAGGUAGGGAUUUUUGUUUUUCCUUGACUUUUUUGCCUAAGCCAUCAAUAUUAAAACAAUAAAAGGCUUGAACUACUUCAUUUGUGUGUAAUGAAUCUAAAAUAUAUGAAAGUCUAAUGUUUAACAGCACAUUACAAAAAAUAAUGAACUUUAUCACAAUAUGCAAAUGUUUUGAGAAGGACAGUAUGUAUAUUUUAAUAAAUUAUAAUAAAUGGUUUUUAAGCACUUCAAAUGUAAUAGUUAUGUUUUAAACAUGUUACUGUCCCACCGAAAUAUUCUUAAACAAGAAUAAAUUACUGUAGUAGAAAAAUGCUUGACUUUAUUAAAUGCUUCUGUUACUUCCCUUUGCUGUGACAUGUGGAAAUUACAAAUGACUCAGGAUCACUUUUAACAUGUGGCGUUUAUUGCCGCGAACACAACACAUACGGCUGCCUCGAACAUCACCACACACACACAUCCAUUCCAGCGCACGCGUCCAUAUCCCCCCGCCCGAGCAUGCGCACGCAGGGCCUGUCUGUCCCAAGGCAGCACUCGCAACACUUCAACCCUAACCCUGAGUCUACUCAAAUCCUCUCGCCUACACACAAUGAAUUGCCAGAGCAAUUGUUUAACAAUGAUUGACACAUGCGACGCUUCUGAAGCUUGUGACUCUGGCAAGAUCAAGCACAAACAUCUGUCAACAUCGUUAAUGUUACGUUUCUGGGUGAGCGGGGGACCCAGAUGCAGAGAGGAAGGCAAGGUGGCAGAGUUAACAAUUGUUUAUUGCAGAAUAUAAAGAUGGUCUGUGUCCAAAAAGUCAGGCGGCAGUUGUUGGGUGACCAGGCAAGUUGUCAAGGCAGGCGAGUAACAUAGAAUCUGUAAGCAAGGCAGAGUGAGUAGAAUAUCAGAAAUACUUGGAAAAAAGCAAAUGCUAGCGUCACAAACUCGUCAAGUAGAGUAGUUGAUCUGGCGAUGAAGUGAUGCCAGGGACUGGCUUAAGUAGGCUGCUAAUGAUGAUCGACUGCACCUGGUCCCAGGCUCACCCAUCUGCCCAAUCCUGCAAUCAAGACACACACGCACGCACACACACACAAACAGGGAGGAGGAGCAGGGCUCAGGAGACUGAGGCCCUAACAGUACCCCCCCUCCUACGGGCGCCACUUGGCGCACCAGCCAGCCGACCAGGGUUCUGACGGUGAAAGUCACGGAUAAGGGACCGACACAGCACAUGGCGGGCGGGGACCCAGCUGCGCUCCUCAGGCCCGUAACCCUCCCAGUCCACCAAGUACUGGAGGCCCCGACCUCGUCGGCGGACGUCCAGCAGCCUCCGGACAGUGAAGGCGGGAUGCCCAUCGAUGAGCCGGGGAGGAGGAGGAGCUGGCACCGAAGGAGACAGCGGACUGGAUGAGACUGGCUUUAUUUGGGACACAUGGAAUGUGGGGUGGACUCGAAGAGAGGCAGGAAGCUUGAGGCGGACAGCGCUUGGGUUUACGAUUGCCACGAUUUCGUACGGGCCCACAAAACGCGGCGACAGUUUUCUGGACUCCACUUUGAGGGGGAGGUUACGGGCACUGAGCCAGACCUGCUGUCCGACGUUGUAGGUGGGCGCAGGCGUGCGGCGGCGAUCGGCCUGCGCUUUGGAGCUUGAGGCUGCGCGGAGCAGGGCCGUGCGGGCAGUCUUCCAGACCUUGGCACACUUGCGCAUGUGGGCUUGUACUGAUGGAACAGCACAUUCCGUCUCCUGCGACGGAAACAGGGGGGGCUGGUAACCUAAUGAACAUUGAAAGGGGGACAAACCAGAGGAAGCGCUUGGCAGCGUGUUGUGCGCAUACUCGACCCAGGCAAGAUGUGAGCACCAGGAAGAGGGAUGCGUGCUGGUCAUACAGCGCAGGGCUGACUCCAGUUGUUGGUUGGCUCGUUCUGCUUGCCCGUUAGUCUGUGGGUGGUAUCCGGAAGACAGACUGAUCUUGACGCCCAGGGCUGCACAGAAAGCCCUCCAGACUUGGGAGAUGAACUGGGGACCACGGUCAGACACAAUGUCAGCAGGGAUUCCAUGAAGACGAAAGACGUUGUUGACCAGCAGGUUUGCCGUCUCCUUAGCAGAUGGGAGUUUGGGUAAUGCAAGGAAAUGAGCAGUCUUUGAGAAACGGUCUAUGACUGUGAGUAUGACUGUAUUACCCUUAGAUGGCGGGAGACCAGUGACGAAGUCAAGAGCAAUGUGCGACCAUGGGCGGCCAGGAACAGGAAGUGGUUGAAGAAGACCGGAACUGGGCUUGGUGGAGGUCUUAUUACGGGCGCAGACCGUGCAAGCUGCCACAAAGGCUUUUGUGUCCCCUUCCAUGGACGGCCACCAGAAUCGCCGUCUGAUAAAGGCCAGUGUUCUACGCACACCAGGAUGGCAUGUCAGGGGUGUGGAGUGCCCCCACUCCAGCACCUGGGCCCGGACAGAAUCAGGCACAAACAAACGGUUCUUGGGGCCUCCCCCUGGAUCUGCUUGUUGCGCUUGGGCCCGCUUGACCACCGACUCGAUCUCCCAAUUGAGAGAUGCCACAAAACAGGAAGGGGAUAGAAUGGGUUUGGGUUCUGGUCUUUCACCAUCGGGUGCGAACUGGCGGGACAGUGCGUCAGGCUUGAUGUUCUGAGACCCUGGACGGUAAGAGAGAGUGAAGGAGAAGCGGUCGAAGAAGAGAGCCCACCUUGCCUGCCUGGAGUUCAGUCUCUUGGCCGACCGAAUGUACUCCAGGUUUCGAUGGUCUGUCCAGACGACAAAUGGGUGCUCUGCCCCUUCGAGGAAGUGGCGCCACUCCUCCAAAGCAAGCUUCACUGCCAAGAGCUCCUUGUCGCCAAUGCUGUAAUUGCGCUCUGCCGCCGAUAGCCUGCGGGAAAAGAAUGCGCAUGGGUGUACCUUGCUAUCCUCCGAGCGCUGGGAAAGCACAGCUCCCACUCCUAGAUCUGAAGCGUCCACCUCGACAAUGAACUGGCGUGUUAGGUCAGGGUGACAAAGGAUGGGUGCAGAACUGAACCGCCUCUUGAGAUCACUGAAUGCUGCUUCCGCUGCAGCAGUCCACUUGAAUGGUACUGACGGAGAGGUGAGGCCUGUGAGGGGGGCAGCAACCCGGCUGUAGUCCCUGAUGAAUCGCCGGAGGAAGUUCGCAAAUCCCAAGAAGCGCUGCAGGGCCUUCCGUGAGGCUGGUCGGGGCCAAUCAGUGACAGCUGUCACUUUGGCGGGGUCCAUUUUCAAUUCUCCCUUAGCGACGACAAAGCCAAGGAACGUGGUAUGAGCGACAUGAAAUUCGCACUUCUCGGGUUUGACGUAGAGUUGGUUUUCAAGUAGCCUUUGGAGCACCUGCCGAACAUGACCUACGUGUGCUGUGAGGGAAUCUGAAAAAAUAAGAAUGUCGUCCAGGUAAACAAACACAAAUACGCCUAUCAUGUCCCGCAGGACGUCGUUGACAAGGCACUGGAAGACGGCAGGCGCAUUAGUCAAACCAAAGGGCAUCACCAAAUACUCGUAGUGGCCACGAUGAGUGUUGAAGGCCGUCUUCCAUUCGUCCCCCUCACGGAUGCGGACCAGAUGGUAGGCUUGGCGUAGGUCGAGCUUCGUGAAGACUGUGGCACCAUGAAGGGAAGCAAAGGCAGAGUCGAUAAGAGGAAGUGGGUACCUGUUUUUGACUGUUAUGCUGUUAAGGCCUCUAUAGUCAACACAAGGUCGCAGGGUCUUGUCCUUCUUGCCUACAAAGAAAAAGCCAGCCCCCACCGGCGAAGAAGAUGGACGGAUUACACCAGCAGCCAAAGAUUCCGAGAUGUAUUCCUCCAUAGCUUGCCGUUCCUGGCGCGAGAUGUUGAACAGCCGUCCACUGGGAAGAGGCGCCCCAGGCUUCAAGUCGAUGGUGCAGUCAUAGGGCCUAUGAGGUGGUAGCGACUUGGCACGGCUUUUGCUGAAAACGGGAGCAAGAUCGUGAUAACAGGCUGGAACAAGGGACAGAUCUACCUGCUCUGGAGCUGGUUGUGCAACAGUGACCACGGCGGCAGAUCCCAGGCAGUUACUGAGGCAAAAGUCGCUCCAAGCCGAUACGCUGCCCCCCCUCCAAUCGAUAUUGGGGUUGUGGGUCUUAAGCCAAGGCAGGCCGAGAACUAAGGGCACUUGAAGAUUCUCAAAAACAUAAAACUUUAUUACUUCUCUGUGGUUUCCCGAGAGCACUAAGGAUAAGGGGGCAGUCUCCUGAGUCACACAAUAUAACAGGUCGCCAUUGAGGGCUCGGGCCUUGAUCGGGGUUUUUAGGGGCAGUAGAGUGAUCCCCAUCUGGUCGACCAGGGCACGGUCAAUUAGAUUAUCGUCUGCACCAGAAUCAACAAGGGCAUAUAACGGGAUAGACUGUUCUCUCCAACAAAGCAUGGCAGAAAGCUUUAAACGUGCGAUUGUUAUGGUUUGAUCAUGACUCACCGGGCUGUUCUUGUUGGAGAGUGGAGUGGCCCUCCUCCCUGACCGCACAGGGCAGUUGAUGACAAAAUGGUUUUCACCCCCACAGUAAAGGCACAAAUUGGCACACCGCCGGCGCUCCCUCUCCUCAGUGGAAAGCCGGGCACGUCCCAACUGCAUUGGCUCAGGCCCUGCGCUAGGGCGUAGAGUAGACGGGGAGCCGUGCCCUCCAUGGAAUGAAGGUGUGAGUGGGACAUGUGGCUGGGUGGACGAGAAAGCCAGUGGUCCCAGAUGUCUCAAACGUUCCCUGUGGCGCUCACGGAGACGACAAUCUAGCCGGAUGGAAAGGUCAACGAGCUGGUCGAGGUCAGCAGGCUCAUCCCGGGCGGCCAACUCAUCCUUAAUUGAGUCGUUAAGGGCACCCCGGAAGAUCUCCUGGAGUGCCACAUUGUUGAAGCGACUCUCGGCGGCAAGCGUCCUAAAGCGGAUUGCAAAUUCUGCUACGCUGUCUGUGCCUUGCUGGAGCGACAUGAGGCGCUUCGCUGCCUCCCUGCCGCGCACUGGGUGAUCAAACACCUUUUUCAUUUCCUCCGUAAAGGCGUGAUAGGAGGAGCAGGCAGGAGAGCACCCCUCCCAUGUCGCUGUAGCCCAUUCUAGCGCGGCACCACGAAGGCAGCCAAUGAGGUAUGCUAUUUUGGCAUCUUCAGAAGCGUACGUGUGGGGCUGCUGCGUGAAAACGAGUGCACAUUGAACCAAAAAGGCUCGACAAGUCCCCAAGUCUCCGUGAUAAGGAGCAGGUGCCGGGACAAACGGCUCUCUGGAGGUAAAAGGGGCUGUGUAAAGCGACUCCGGAGCAGGUGGCACCUGCUUAAAGGCUUGAGGGGAGGAGAGCCCAGCCUGGAGUCGAGCCAGGGUUUCGGCAAAUUCACUUAACUGUCUCGACAGGGCGGAGAUUGCCUCACCGUGUAGCUCCAGAAGGACGUCCUGGGCAGCUGCUUGGCGGUGAAGCGGUUCGGUCUCUGCUGGGUCCAUAUUACGGCCAGAUCAAGCUGUUACGUUUCUGGGUGAGCGGGGGACCCAGAUGCAGAGAGGAAGGCAAGGUGGCAGAGUUAACAAUUGUUUAUUGCAGAAUAUAAAGAUGGUCUGUGUCCAAAAAGUCAGGCGGCAGUUGUUGGGUGACCAGGCAAGUUGUCAAGGCAGGCGAGUAACAUAGAAUCUGUAAGCAAGGCAGAGUGAGUAGAAUAUCAGAAAUACUUGGAAAAAAGCAAAUGCUAGCGUCACAAACUCGUCAAGUAGAGUAGUUGAUCUGGCGAUGAAGUGAUGCCAGGGACUGGCUUAAGUAGGCUGCUAAUGAUGAUCGACUGCACCUGGUCCCAGGCUCACCCAUCUGCCCAAUCCUGCAAUCAAGACACACACGCACGCACACACACACAAACAGGGAGGAGGAGCAGGGCUCAGGAGACUGAGGCCCUAACAGUUAACUUCAAUAGCAACUCCACUGCAGUGCCGCAGCAGGGAGAGGGAGGGAGGGCGCGAGAGUGAGACUUUGCGAUUGCCUGUGCUCAUCUGUUUUUUUAAAUUGAAAAAAAAAUCUGCGAUGUACUGAGGGCGCGAUGUUUGAAACGCGAAGUAGUUUAAAAAGUAAUUUAAAAAAUUGUUUAAAAAAUUUUUUUAAACCGCAAAAAAAAGUGAAAAAUUCAAAACGUGUGUAAGAUGCUGAAACCACGAAAGAUUAAAAAAAAAAAAAAAACUGCAAAAGAAAUUUGAGAUAACAAAGCCAAAGAAGGUGGAACGAUUGAUGAAAAACAGCAAAAAAUUAAGAAAUAAAAAAAUAAAAAAUAAAAAUGAACCGUGGGCCCCAAAUGACCCGCAGGCCAGGCUUUGGAUAGCCCUGAUGUCAUUGAAUAAGACCUUUAUAAAAAACAAAAUCUUCUGUUAUAAUCUUCAUGAUCUCCAGGAGAUUAUUCCAGACAGCAAGUUAAUAAAAAUCCAAAUUCAUACUCAUACUUGGAUUCCAUUGACAGCAGAUAGACAUCCAAUCCAUUUGAAGUGUGAGGGUUGGCAGCGAAUGAACUUUGUUGACAUUCAUUCAUUCAUUCAUUCAUUCAUUCAUUCGUUCGUUCUACUGAUGACAUUUCCAAUUCACAGCACAAUGAUUGCAUUCCACACGAAUGAACGUCUGAAAGAAUGAAUUAUCAUGAUGUAUUUUUACCCCUGAAAGUGUGUAUGGGUGUGUACCCAAAUACUUCAACUGUUUAUUUUCCCCUCAAUUUUCCCUUUAUUUGGAAUAGUUGCACAACCGUUUCCUGUGGCAGACAAUGAAAGGCGAUUAUGCAAUCAAACACACCGGGAGUGCUCUCACAGGGCUGAAAACAUUCAAGGUGGAGGGUGAUAUUUUUGCUUGAUGAUCCCUCCCGUGUGUCUUCUUAUUUACAUAAUGACUGUUAGUUUGUGUUUUCUCAAUCUCGUAAAAAAGCCCAACAGAGAGCAAACGUUUCCUUACCUCUAGAGCUUGUCGAGGUCACCACGCUAGUGUGUUCAUUUGUUUGUUGAGCUUUAGAACAGGCGCACUAUAAAGUUUCAGAACCUCACAGCGUAUGAGCAAAAUAAUAUUUUUGCAGUUAGCAGGAGACACAUUUUUAAAAUACCUUUUUCCUCUGGUGGGUCUGCCAAGUACACGGAUGAACAAAAGUAGUUCUAAUAUUUAAAUCACCAAACAAUGAUUGUUACAUAUGUAGAGCAGUUGUUCCAACACAUCUUAACUCUUUUGGUUGUUUAGAUUUAGCGAGGUCGAGAAUGUUUCCUUGAGCGGCAUCUAAAAUAUUUUUUUUUGUUGAUUGAUCUUAUUGUUGCAGGCUGCGAAGGAAGAAUGUAAAUUUGUCGCAGCACUAAUUUCUCUCUUCACAGUUGGCUUUAAUGAGGACUCAAAUUGAGAAAACGUGUUUGGCUUUACACGUGCACAAUUUGCAUUUGCCCACACGUUUUCUCUUUCACAGCCAGGUGUGCGUAUGCAUGUGUUUGAACUAUUAUCUGCGACACCUAACAGUGUGUCAACAUCUGCUGUGAGCGCCUUGGAGGGGGGGGGGGCUCUCAGUCCCUGAGUGAGCUUUUGCAGGUUCUGUUUUUUUGGCAAAUCUGCACGCAUGAGCUAUUUUUAGGAACGAUUUACACUUUUUUGUAUGCUUCAGUGGUCAAGAAGUGUUAUGUGUCGUCUGCGUUAAGUGUUUGCGUAGCGGUUCUGUUUUGUAUUGGGGCCCAGGCGAGCUUUUCUAAACAAAAAGCAGAGAACACUGUUUAUUGAUUCGGGUGGCUUUCAUAUAUGGAAUCACAGGAGUCCCAAAAUAAAUAAAUAAAUGAAUGAAAAAAUAAAUAAAUGAAAAUAGAAAAGUAUAUUUUGUCAUUGAUUUUAACUUUUUGCCAAUGGAAAUCACAAACAAACAAAAAAAAAACAUUGACAAUUUUUAUCAUUGACUUUUGCCUUUUUUCAUUGAAAAACACAAAAAAAAAUAUUUGCCUUUUCUGUUUCACUUGUCAUUGUCUUUGCCUGUGCUUUUAGCGAAAGGACUGGUCUGUCAAUCAAAUGAAAUUGGGAGGGGCUUUCCGGUAUUACUUUACAAUAAGGGUCCCUUAAUUAACAUUAGUUAAUGCAUUUUUAGACAAUAACUCAUGUUUAAGUAACAUGACAAUAAUUCAUUUAAUCCCUUAUCUAACAUUUAUUACUAUAUAAAUUAACAUGAGUUAAUGCAUUAGUUAAUGCAUUUUAAGACAAUAACUAAUGUUUCAGUAACAUUACAAUAAUUAAUAUAAUUGCUUAUCUAACAUUUAUUAAUAUAUUAAUUAACACGAGUUAAUGUAUUGGUUAAUGGAUAACCAGACAUUUACUAAUUGUUUGGUAAAAUUAAAAAUAUAUAUAGGCCUAUAUAGGUUUAGGGUUUAGUGUUAGGGUUUGUUCAUUUAAGCAUUUAUAAUUUCUUAGUUAAGGGACUCAUGUGCUACACUUUAGUAUAAGGGUCCAAAAAGCAUUCAGUAAUGGUUAAUAAAGGUUAAGGGGGGGGAACUUAAGCAUUUAUAAUUUGUAAAUUAAGGGAUACGUGUGCUACACUUUACAAUAAGGGUCC